GGAGAUUCAACGUCAGGCGAAUGUAUCAUGGGCAGCAGGAAAGAAGGAGCUCUUCGACGAUGGAGGUCUUACUUUGGCAGUCCUUGGGUGUGGUAACAUGGGCAUUGCGAUCCUAGCAGGAAUCAUGGAUGCUUUGAACAAUACCUCAUCUGCUCAAGACGAAGCAACGCCUGACAAACUCCCGACGAAGUUCAAUGCUUGUGUACGGUCAAGUAAGAGCGCGCACCGGGUGCAGAGAGAGCUUGAAAAGUACAACGGGAAGCUCAGGAUUUUCGAGAAAGACAACCUUCGUGCUGUGCAGCAAGCAGAUAUUGUGGUACUUGGAUGCACGCCUGACCUGUACCGCGACGUCCUUCGCGAGGAGGGACUGAAAGAGGCGCUGGCCGGUAAAUUGCUCAUUAGCAUUAUGGCUGGAGUUAAAGAGCAGCAGAUACACGAUGCACUUUAUCCCGAGGGUUCGCAAGAGAUAAACAAGUGCAGCAUUGUCCUCGCCAUGCCCAAUCCUGCCGCUGCCAUCAGAGAGUCCCUGACCGUCAUCGCCAUACCAGACUCUCCUCUGCCAGCUGAAACGCAGGCAUUGAUUGACUGGAUUUUCACCAGAAUUGGCAAGAUCGUCUAUCUUCCCGCUUCGAAAAUGUCCGUAGCUACAGCAUUGUGUGGCUCCGGGACUGCCUUCGCAAUGACCAUGGCCGAGUCCAUGGCCGCAGGAGCUAUCGCCAUGGGCUGCCCAGUUGAGGAAGCAUAUACCAUGGCAGCUCAGGCCAUGCGUGGUGCCGCUGGCUUGCUUCUGAGAGGCGGGCAUCCUGCUGUUCUCCGCGAUAGUGCUACAACGCCUGGAGGCUGCACGGUCGCAGGAUUGAUGGUGCUGGAGGAGGGGGCAUUUCGCGGGACGGUCGCAAAAGCUAUUAAGGAGUCGGCCCAGGUCGCGGCCCAGCUUGGGCAGGACAAGUGA
This is a messenger RNA of Zymoseptoria tritici IPO323, 952 nucleotides long. RefSeq lists its product as uncharacterized. NCBI's taxonomy places the organism in Eukaryota, Fungi, Ascomycota, Dothideomycetes, Mycosphaerellales, Mycosphaerellaceae. The record is from RefSeq and is a predicted model, not a curated record. Bases 98 to 952 code for a protein of 284 amino acids. The transcript has a single exon. Gene Ontology annotation, biological process: L-proline biosynthetic process. Gene Ontology annotation, molecular function: pyrroline-5-carboxylate reductase activity.